Messenger RNA from Lachnellula hyalina, 1017 nucleotides. RefSeq names its product Acetylesterase. Bases 1 to 1017 code for a protein of 338 amino acids. The transcript has 4 exons. Lineage: Eukaryota; Fungi; Ascomycota; Leotiomycetes; Helotiales; Lachnaceae. Gene Ontology annotation, molecular function: hydrolase activity, acting on ester bonds. The record is from RefSeq and is a predicted model, not a curated record.
AUGCAGUUUCUAGCCAUUGCGUUGCUUGCUGCGAGUGCAGUAGUUGUGGCGGAUACUGAAAAUGAGGGACAUCAUAGAGACUCGGGUUGGGUGAAGGACUUUAAGAAUCUGGUUGCGUUUGGUGACAGCUACACCGACGAGAGCAGACUUGCGUACUUUUACUCCCACAAUGGCAGUGCCCCGCCACCAGGACUUCUCCUCCCAGAGAAUAACUUCACAUCCGGUGGAGGGAUCACUUGGGAUCGAUGGGUCUCCAAUUACACUGGUGCCAAGCUGUAUGACUAUGCGGUGUCUGGAGCAGUCUGCGAUAAUAACAUCAUUUACCGAUAUCUUGCUGGAAUUCAUGGUCCAUUUCCAGAUGUUGUCUACGAGGUUAAUGCUUUCAAGGCGGAUGUUGCAUAUAUCAAUGCCUCUACUGGCACUAACACACUAUACACGGACCGAACAGCAGAAAACACGGUGUAUUCGAUGUGGAUUGGGACCAACGACCUCGGACAGGGCGCGUUCAUUACUGACAGUGAGGUGAACAAUAGUACUAUCCCGGACUACAUUGACUGUAUCUACGACCGCUUUGACUCCAUCUACGCAGCUGGCGGGAGAUAUUUCGUCUUGAUGAAUACCGCUCCGUUACAGUUGUCGCCAUUAUACGGCUUGCCGGAAGAUGGAGGACUUUCUACGAGUAGAUAUUGGCCCACCAAGACAUCGACCGGAGGUAAUGCUACCGAAAUAUCAUACAAGAUGAAAGAAUACACGCAACUCGUCAACACUGUCUUCGACUACCGCACACCAUAUGAACUCCUAGUCGCAAAACGGUACCCUGUACUUGACGCGCCGGCGAAUGUCACGGGCCCGUAUUGGAACUGUGAUGCUGCUGGCACGUGCACGGGGAGUGAUGUUGGGUUGGAUCAUUAUCUGUGGUAUGAUGACUUGCAUCCGUCGGAGAAGACGGAUGAGGCUAUCGCGCAUGAGUUUGUGAGUGUUGUGGCGGGGACGAGUAAGUUUGCUACUUAUUGGUAG